Molecule: messenger RNA, 1046 nt
Organism: Meloidogyne enterolobii
Lineage: Eukaryota; Metazoa; Nematoda; Chromadorea; Rhabditida; Meloidogynidae
Source: the annotation of a GenBank genome assembly
AUGAUAUUAGUUGGAACACUGCAAAAAGAACAAGCUAAAGCUUUACAACGAGGAAUGGCAGCUUUCAAAGCUGAACAAAGCCUUGUAGAUAGAAGAAAAUCCAUUCCAAUAUUGACAGAUGAUUUGCCUAGUAAAUCGUUGGAAGAAGGGUUGGAGAGGACUCUGGAACCUACUACAAUUGAGGAAGAAAAGAAAGAAAUGGACACUAUCCUAUGGUUAAUCAACUAUUUGCCUUUAUUUACAAGCUUAGUUGGUGCUUUACUUCUCCUUUUAUUUGGAGCCUUCCUGUUCAGACUAAUUGAUGAAAAAAUAGCAGAACAACCAUUCCAUCGCGCAGUUCUCUUUACUUUUCAAGCUGUAGCAACUAUCGGGUGGGGCGAUAUUCGGCCAGGGAAUAAGUUGAGUCAGGCAUUUUGCACUCUAUAUACAAUCUUUGGUGUCCCUAUAUUCUUCUCGGCAUUGGCCAAUGUGGGAAGAUUAAUUUCUGAUUUUUAUACGCUCGAUUGGCUUUUUCUUACUUGUGUUGUACGCCCAAUGAGCAAAGAUAAAAUUGGCCCUUCAGCCCAAAAACAAAUAGCAUUGAGAAAGUCAUUGUACCUGCUUUGUGUUCAUCAAUUAAUUGGGAUGUUUAUAUAUGGGGCUCUUCUGAAACAAUACACGCCUAUUGUUGUGCUUUAUUUUUGCCUUACUUCUAUGGCUACUAUAGGCAUCGGAGAUUACCAUCCUGAUGCAGCCAGCUUGUGGCAAGCCCUUGUAGCAAUCAUUUUCAUGAGCAUUGGAAUGGUUCUAUUAGCCUCACUAUUAAUUGCAUUGGCUUAUCAUUUCCAAAUUAUAUUCUUUGUACACCUACAGGGGUGGUUGCAACGAAAAUUUGAUGAAAGGAAAUAAGUAGAUGAUACUCUAAAUUAUGUCAUAUCCUAACAAUUUUUUUAAAAAUUUAUUGAGAGACUAGACAAAUUUUUAAAAAAAUUUCGGAAACAAUAUGAAACGAAAUAGAGGACAUAACAUUGUAAAAUAUUUAGAUUUAAUAUUAAAAAUGAUAUGUA